AUGAAGACUCUAUUCCUCCUCUUCCUCCUCCUCCUCCUCUUCGCCUCGGGAGCCUGUGAUGGUGUCAAGUACAUCUCCAAGAGGAACUCAGUGGAUGGAUGCAUCGACUGGUCGGUGGAUCUGAAAGAGUACCAUGUUCUGGCCGGUGAACCGGUACGGGUGAAAUGUGCCUUGUUCUACAGCUACAUCAGAACCAACUACACCAUGGCUACCAAUGCCAAGUUGCGCCUCAUCUGGUACAAGAACAAAGGAGAUGCAGAGGAGCCCAUCAUCUUCUCAGGCCACAGGCUGAGUAAAGAAGACGACUCCAUCUGGUUCAGAUCUGCUGAAAUGGAGGACAAUGGAUUCUACACAUGUGUACUAAGGAACUCAACAUACUGCAUGAAGGUGUCCAUGUCGAUGACAGUGGAGGAGAGUGACGAGGGGAAAUGCUUCAGCAGCAAAAUCCGCUAUUUGGAGAAAGCUGAGAUUACCCACAGCAAAAUGAUCACCUGUCGGGACAUAGAAGACUACUUGGCUCCAUACAAACAACCACAGAUGACCUGGUACAAGGAGUGUGAACGGGUCGAAUGGAGAAGCUCCAUCAUUGUGAACACCACACACAUCUGGAUUCCUGAGGUAGAGGAAGGCGAUGGGGGAAAUUACACCUGUGAGUUACAGUAUGGAUCCAGACUGGUGCGGCGGACCACACAACUCAAAGUCACAGCUCUCCAGACCACUCAGCCUCCCAAGGUCCUUUUCCCCCCGGAGAGGCAAGACACAGUGAUAGAAAUCAUGCCUGGUAUGCCACUCAGUCUGGACUGUAAGGCGUUUUUCGGCUAUAGUGGAGAAAACAGAAGACCCAUCAUCUACUGGAUGAAAGGAGAGAAGUUUGUUGAAGAACUUGCAGGGCACAUUAAAGAAAGUGAAGUCAGGAUUUUAAGGGAGCAUUUAGGAGAGAAAGAGGUGCAGCUAUCCUUAACCUUCGAUGCUGUGGAGGAAAUUGACCUGGCUAACUACACUUGUUAUGUGGAGAACCACAUUGGGAAGCGCAGCGGGAGUGCUAUACUACAGAAGAAAGAUAUGUAUCGCCUGGAGUUGGCUGGCGGCCUGGGGGUCAUAUUGCUGCUGCUGGGAGUCCUAACAGCACUUUAUAAAUGCUACAACCUGGAGAUCAUGCUCUGCUACAGGAGGCACUUUGGGAGUGAUGAAACUGAAGAUGAUAAUAAGGAGUAUGAUGCGUAUCUGUCUUAUACCAAAGUGGAACUGGACUGUUUGGGCAGGACAAGCAGUGACGAAGAAACUUUUGCUCUGGAGAUCUUGCCGGACGUUUUGGAGAAACAUUAUGGAUACAAACUGUUUCUACCAGACAGAGAUCUCAUACCCAGCAGUACCUACAUUGAGGACUUGGCUCGAAGCGUGGAGCAGAGCAGGCGUUUGAUCAUUGUUUUGACUCCAGAGUUUGUCGCCAAAAGAGGGUGGAGCAUCUUCCAGAUAGAGACUCGCCUCCACUCCAUGCUGGUUACCGGGGAGAUCAAGGUGAUCAUGAUAGAGUGUGCAGACCUGAAGAGUGUAAUCAACUACCAAGAGGUGGAAGCACUUAAACAUACGAUUAAGGUUUUAUCCAUCAUCAAAUGGAGGGGUCCUAAGAGCAAUGAGCUGUCCUCUAAGUUUUGGAAACAGGUGGUCUAUGAGAUGCCCGCUAAACGCAGAGAGACAUUGUCAAGACGCCAGGUGAUGGACUCUGGUGAACAGGGCCUCUUUGGUGACCUACAGACCACCGUCUCCACCAUUGCUAUGACAACCACCUCCGCCUCCCUGGCGCCCCCUAGUGAGAGUCGCCACGGACAUCAUCAGGUUGCCUUGGCGACAGAGAUCCCUGACUACAACCAGAUGACCUUGCCACUGGGAGGUGGUCACACGGCUACAGCAAGCCAAAUGAGGCAUUUCUGCCGCAGCUACGAGUUCCAGCUUCCCCAACAGCCCUCCUCCCUGUCGCCUCCCCUUCCACCUCCCUCCACCGUGCAGUUCUCCACUCUAGGCCCUGGGGGGCGCCACGUCUAUUGCAACAUCCCUAUGACACUGCUGAAUGGACAGGGGUUCAAAGCAGUUGACUGGGAAAGAAGAGGUGCCUCAGAGCAGUACACUUGGGAAGAAGCCAGACGUCCACCUGAACAGCACCUUCGUACCACUCACCAGCAGAGAACUAAGCUCUGA
Molecule: messenger RNA, 2196 nt
Organism: Scomber japonicus (chub mackerel)
Lineage: Eukaryota; Metazoa; Chordata; Actinopteri; Scombriformes; Scombridae
Gene: il1rapl2
Product: interleukin 1 receptor accessory protein-like 2
Exons: 18
Coding region: 1-2196 (731 amino acids)
Biological process (GO): signal transduction
Source: RefSeq, a predicted model, not a curated record